CUUUUCUUACUACUUUCUUUAAUGCAUAUCCCAGCUCAUUCUUUGUCUGAAUUCAUUUAUUUGCAUGAAACGUAUGAUCCUUCUGCAGCAUUGAAACGCCUGAACCUUCACACAUCAAGCAAAUCGGGCCCCUUUGAGGCAAUCGACACCCAGUCCAACACCCGUAUCAUCUGGCGGGCCCAUGGGAUACCUAUACGGACGAGCAAGACCCCCUGGGCUGACCUCCACUAUAUCGCCAGGGAGGUGGAGGGUCUGGCAGGGGGUGCACACUCUGUAGUCGUCUUCACCAUCUGGGCUCAUUUCACCACGUACCCACUGGCUAUGUAUGCACACCGUCUGGUCGUCAUCCGUAGGGCUGUGGCGUCGCUGCUAAGACGAUCUCCCACUACUCUGGUAGUGAUCAAAUCAGCCAACACGGGCUACAAGGAUGUGUACGGCAGUGACUGGCUCUCCUGGCAGCUCGACAUGGCUCUAAGGGAAAUAUUCAGGGACUUGCCCGUGGUCCUUAUUGACGUUUGGCAGAUGACCUCCAGCCACUAUUCUCCAGAUAACAUUCACCCACCCCCCGUGGUGAUCCAAAAUGAAGUGGACCUCUUCCUGUCCUUUGUUUGUCCACAGUGAGAAAAUCAGAAGUAUGGAUGUCAUGCCUGUAAUAACAUUGUGCCUUACUGUAUACAAAAUGAUGUCUCUGAAGAGGAAUCUACAGUAUAUGGGAAAAGGGAUUUUAAUGUUAAGAAGAGAAAUCCUUU
Messenger RNA from Coregonus clupeaformis (lake whitefish), 749 nucleotides. RefSeq names its product NXPE family member 3-like. NCBI's taxonomy places the organism in Eukaryota, Metazoa, Chordata, Actinopteri, Salmoniformes, Salmonidae. Bases 22 to 621 code for a protein of 199 amino acids. The transcript has a single exon. The record is from RefSeq and is a predicted model, not a curated record.